AUGCCUCCGCCACCGCAUCAAAAACCCGAAAAUGUCCUCAAGCGCGCCCAUGAGCUCAUCGGCGUCAACCAGGCGCCCGCCGCCCUGACUUUGCUCCAUGAGCACAUAACCUCUAAGCGCUCCCGAAAUGUUCCCAUCGCCUCCUUGGAGCCGGUUAUGGUGCUCCUGGUCGAGCUUUCUGUCGAGCAGAAGAAAGGAAAGCUGGCCAAGGAUGCGCUGUACCAGUACAAGAACAUCGCACAGAACACAAAUGUCGGCACGAUAGAGCUCGUCUUGAAAAAAUUCAUCGAGCUCGCCGCAGGCAAGGUUACUGCCGCUCAGCAAAAGGCCGAUGAAGUCCAGUCUUCUAUCGACGCCACGAACUCCACAAGCGUCGACGACCUCGAAGCUACCGAGACUCCAGAGUCGAUUCUUCUUGCAACUGUUUCCGGCGAACAGUCUCGCGACCGUACCGAUCGUGCCAUCGUCACCCCGUGGUUGAAGUUCUUGUGGGAGGCCUACCGGACCGUCCUCGACAUCCUCCGCAACAAUGCUCGUCUUGAGCUUCUAUACCAGAGCACCGCCAUGCAGGCAUUUGACUUUUGCCUGAAGUACAUCAGGAAGACCGAGUUCCGCCGCCUCUGCGAGCUGCUCCGCAACCACGUUCAGACUGCCGCCAAGUACUCAACUCAGAUGCACGCUAUCAACCUGAACGACCCAGAUACUCUGCAAAGACACUUGGAAACCCGCUUUCAGCAGCUCAAUGUUGCUGUUGAGCUCGAACUUUGGCAGGAGGCCUUCCGCAGCGUGGAGGACAUCCAUACCCUGCUGAAUUUGAGCAAGCGGCCGCCGAAGAACAUCAUGAUGGCCAACUACUAUGAGAAGCUCACUCGUAUCUUCCUCGUUGGCGAGAACUACCUUUUCCACGCGGCCGCUUGGUCACGUUAUUACUCUCUGCUUCGUCAGUCGGCUGCUGUGGUUGCCAGCGGCCAAGGCAAGAAGGCUGAUAACCCGCCUGCCACACCAGCAGACCUGCAGAAGGCCGCCUCUUUUGUUUUGCUGUCCGCUCUAUCAAUUCCUGUGAUCAGCACUACGCGUUCCCGUGGUGCAAUGGUGGAUUUUGACGAGGCAAAGAAGAACAAGAACUCUCGUUUGACGCAUUUGCUCAACAUGUCCCAGGCCCCCACGCGUGCUGUUCUUUUCAAGGACGCCAUGUCCAAAUCUUUGCUCAACCAGGCUCGUCCCGAGAUCCGUGACCUGUACAACAUACUCGAAGUUGAUUUCCACCCGCUUUCCAUCUGCAAGAAAAUCUCUCCCAUUCUUGCCCAGAUUGGCGCCGAUGAGGACAUGAAGAAGUACGUGCUGCCUCUGCAACAGGUCAUCCUUACUAGGCUGUUCCAGCAGCUUUCUCAGGUCUACGAGACUGUGGAUCUUGAGUUUGUUGAGAGCCUUGCCCAGUUUCCCGAGCCAUUCCAGGUGUCUCGUGCCACUGUGGAGAAGUUCAUCAUGAACGGCAACAAGAAGGGAGACCUUUCAAUCCGCAUGGACCAUGCCACAGGAGUACUUAGCUUCGACACGGAUAUUUUCUCGUCGUCCAAGGCGUCUCACUCAGGCUCUGCGGCCGGUUCGGCAGAGGCCGAGAGCGGCUCUGUUCAGAGACUCCAGAGGACACCGUCUGAGAUUGUCAGGUCACAGCUUGUUCGCCUCGGCCGGGCCUUGUAUACGACAUGCUACUACGUCGAUCCAUCAUUUAACGAGGCUCGUGUGAAGGCCCGCGAAGCCGCGUUGGCGCGGGCCAAGGCGGGUGCUGAGAAGGAGCACCGUGAGAUCCUGGCACGAAAGGACAUAAUCCAGAAGCGCAAGGAGGAGGCCUCGGAUCUGCAGGCUAAACGCGAGAAGGAGAAUGCUAAGAUUAAGCGGAUGCGUGAGCAAGCGCUUCUGGAGGCGGAGCAGCAACGUCUGGCGGAGGAGCAGAAGGAGCGUGAGCGCAAGCGCAAGGAGAAGGAGAUGCAGGAGAUUCGCAAGCAAGAGGCCGAGAGUUUGAUCAAAGAUCUCAAGAUUGGUCCCAAUGCCCUGGACGUCAGCGCCGAAGACUUGGCCAAUCUCGACACCUCGCAGAUUCGCGCCAUCAAGGUUGCCCAGCUUGAGCGGGAGAAGAAUGACAUUAAUGAGAAGCUUCGUAUUACUGGCAAGCGUCUGGACCACCUCGAACGCGCGUACCGCAAGGAAGAGGUCAAGAAGCUUCAUGAGGACUACGAGAACCAGAAGAAGCGUGAUCUGGAGGCUUACAACAAGAUCAAGGAUGAGACUCUGAAGGAGUCCAAGAUCAAGCACGAGGAGAGCGUGGAGCUGAAGCACCGUCUCAGCCGUCUGAUGCCUUUCUACGAAGAAUUCCGUGCCAACCUGCAGGAGAGGCGUCGUGAUGAGUUCGAGAAGCGCCGCCGUGACGCCGAGAGGGAGCUCGAGAAGCAGAUUGCUCAACGCAAGAAGGAGUACCGCGAGAAGAAGUUGCGCGAGAAGAGGCAGCGGGAGGAGGAGGAGAGACAGCUCCGGGAAGCCGAGGAGCGCGCUGCCAGAGAGAAGGAGGAGCAGAAGAGGCGCGAGGAGGCUCGCAAGGAGGAGCUUGCACGUGCCAAGGCUCAACGCGAGGCCGAGAGGCAAGAGAUGGCCGAGAAAGCUGCUCUGCAAGCCCGCAGAGAAGAGGAGGCCCUCGAGAGGAGAAAGAGAGAAAAGGAGAAGUUGGCCUCAGCGCCUCCGGCCUCGGCCGCGCCUGUCAGGGCUUCGGACUCUGCUGGUGGCCCGCCUCGCCUCAACCUGGCUGGCGCAGGUGGCAAGCCCAGCUGGCGUGACAGGGUUCCAUCGCAAAACGCGGCAGCCGCCUCCUCGGACCGCCCUCCUGCCCCGGCACGAACUGCCAACCCUAUGGAACGUACUGAUUCAAACGAUCGUGCUGGUGGUCCUCCCCGGCUCAACCUUGCUCGCCCUGAUGGCGCCAAGCCCAGCUGGCGUGAGCGUGAGCAGGCAAAGGCCAGCGGUGGUCCUGAGCGGGAUCUUCCUCCCAGCAGGGCGGCUUCUGGAAGGGGUCCACCCAUGCACAGGACCGACUCGGGCCGUGGAGAGAACGGCAGGGACGAGUCGCCGGCGCCCAAAGAUUCAUUGACUGCUUCUGGAGCACCGGGCAAGUAUGUGCCGCGGUGGAAGCGCGAGAAUGCCGGAAAUUAG
Molecule: messenger RNA, 3201 nt
Organism: Pyricularia pennisetigena
Lineage: Eukaryota; Fungi; Ascomycota; Sordariomycetes; Magnaporthales; Pyriculariaceae
Exons: 3
Coding region: 1-3201 (1066 amino acids)
Biological process (GO): formation of cytoplasmic translation initiation complex; translation reinitiation
Cellular component (GO): eukaryotic translation initiation factor 3 complex, eIF3e; eukaryotic translation initiation factor 3 complex, eIF3m; multi-eIF complex
Molecular function (GO): mRNA binding; translation initiation factor activity
Source: RefSeq, a predicted model, not a curated record